CUCUUCUUGUAAUUCAAGCUUCCUAUCAUGGUUGAACAGGAGGAUUUUUAGCUCACUUGAUCCUGCCAGUUUCCGCUUGCACAGCCAUGAUCAGGAUUUGCGUCCGCUUUUAGGACACCCAGGCGAGAAACGAUCGUGUUUGCGAGGUCCGUUUCACAAUGCACAGUAACCCGAGAUCCUACUCGUGAUUAAUUUGUAUAUCAAGGCUGCGAUGGCUUCGCGAUCAUCUUUCGGGUUCAUUAAGCCUCACCUUCCUUUUUCUUUAGUCAUUCCUUUGUAGGUUUACAUCAUGCGCUCGUUUAGUUCUUGGUCUACUUUGGCUGUCGGGCUGCUGGCAGCCUUGGCCAGUGCCGCUCCUUCUUCUCCUUACAAAUCCUCGAUGUCGAAGAGGCAGGCCAGUGGGGACCACUUGGUUUUCUGCCACUUCAUGAUGGGCAUCGUUCCCAACCGCCAAAGCUCUGCGGAUUACGACAGUGACAUGCAGCGUGCAAAAGCCGCAGGUAUCGACGCAUUCGCGCUCAAUAUCGGCAAAGACGCAUACGCAGAGCAGCAAUUAGCAUACGCCUACGAAUCCGCCGAGAAGAACGAUAUGAAAGUCUUCAUCUCCUUCGACUUCAACUGGUUCUCUCCCAGCAGCGAUGCUUCCACCGUCGGUGGUAUGAUCAAGAACUUCGGUGGCAAGAAGUCCCAACUUAUUGUCGACGGCAAAGUUUUCGUGUCCUCUUUCGCCGGUGAUGGGCUCAACGUCGAGCAACUACGCCAGGCAGCCGGUGUAGACAUCUACUUCGCGCCCAACUUCCAUCCUGAGCAAACCGCAGACCCCUCCGCCAUCGACGGCGCCCUGAACUGGAUCGCCUGGGAUAGCGAUGGCAACAACAGAGCACCCAAACCCGGCGCCAACGUCACCGUCUCCCAAGGCGAUGCCACAUACACCAAGUGGCUCGGCCAAAAGGGAUACAUAGCACCUGUCUCUCCCUGGUUCUUCACGCACUUCGGGGCCGAGGUCAGCUACCCUAAGAACUGGGUUUUCCCUGGAGAUCUUCUGUGGUAUAACCGCUGGAAUGAGAUUCUCCAACUACAGCCGCGGUUUAUUGAGAUUAUUACGUGGAAUGAUUACGGAGAGAGUCAUUAUGUGGGUCCACUUAGUAGCAAACAUACCGACGAUGGAAACAGCAAAUGGGCUAACGAUAUGCCACAUAACGGAUGGCUGGACAUGGCCAAGCCUUAUAUUCAAGCUUUCAAAGCUGGCGAGAACAGUCCUGCGAAGUACAUCACUGAGGAUCAGUUAGUAUAUUGGUAUCGCCCCACGCUUAAGAGUCUGAAUUGUGAUAAUACGGAUACGACGGGGCAGCGACCAGAUGGCGUCGAUACAAUGGAAGAUGCGGUCUUUGUUGUUGCGUUGUUGACGGAGGAUGGAAAGGUUACGGCUGUUUCAGGCAAGAACUCGAAGACUUUUGAUGCCCCGGCUGGUGCAAGUGCGUGGAAAGUUGAUAUGGGGGUUGGACCGCAGAGUUUUAGUCUUGAGAGAGGGGGUCAGACAGUUAUGAGUGAGACCAGUUUGAGGGAGGUUAAGGAUCAAUGUCCUUGUGGAUUAUACAUAUACAACGCUUACGUCGGCACGGUUCCUGCUGGCGAACCUGACGCCCUCGACAAAGACGGUCUUACUGCCCUAACCUCAGGCCUCAAAGUCUCGACCUGUGCCGCUACACCUUCUCUUACAGGCGCACCACCAAGACCCACGGCCAAUACAUCGGCACCCAUAGCCACCAGCGCACCAGCCCCCGAAACCACUAAUUCUCCUCCUCCUUCUCCUGCGACCAGCGCUAGUCCUAGCUCUGACGUAUCCAGCAUCCCAACUGGUACGGUUAGGAUUGGGACUUCUGCCCCGGCUACUUCAGCUUCCGCGACUUCUGGGCCAGCUACCCCCACCAUCGCAUCUACAACAGUAGCUCAACAGCCCGAAAGCGGUGGAGGAGGCUGCACAGCAACGGUCACAGAGAGUAGUCAGGUUGCUCCGACUAAUUGCUUGCAAUCUGGGCAGGUAUGGAAAGGACCGAAUGCGGGACCUGAUUGCUGUGAUGGCGCGAGUCCGUGUUGUAAGCAUUAAGUGUGACGAGUGCAUCCGCAGAGCUUGAUGGUCAAGUGAUGCGUGGGAGUAGAGAUGGACACGGAUUGUGGGUGCAGCCGGGCUUUUACUUCUUGAGUGUAUUAUAUAGUAUUGAGAUGUGACAUAGUUUAAAUGCAUGUGUGGCUAGAUUGUGGAGUUGUAUGGGUGGAUAAGUAGUGAGUGAAGUAUCUGCCGGGUCAUAUACUAGAGAACUGAUGACUUCAUUGGUAGGGGGGAUACGAUUGGUUUAUUAGGGAGGACAACCGAGCGUGUGAUGUGAUGUGAACACCAG
Molecule: messenger RNA, 2399 nt
Organism: Lindgomyces ingoldianus
Lineage: Eukaryota; Fungi; Ascomycota; Dothideomycetes; Pleosporales; Lindgomycetaceae
Exons: 3
Coding region: 290-2107 (605 amino acids)
Biological process (GO): mating projection tip cell wall disassembly
Molecular function (GO): glucan endo-1,3-alpha-glucosidase activity
Source: RefSeq, a predicted model, not a curated record